This is a messenger RNA of Rattus rattus (black rat), 2466 nucleotides long. RefSeq names its product cadherin 19 (gene Cdh19). Gene Ontology annotation, cellular component: catenin complex; plasma membrane; adherens junction. The transcript is spliced from 11 exons. Lineage: Eukaryota; Metazoa; Chordata; Mammalia; Rodentia; Muridae. The record is from RefSeq and is a predicted model, not a curated record. Gene Ontology annotation, molecular function: cadherin binding; calcium ion binding. Gene Ontology annotation, biological process: calcium-dependent cell-cell adhesion; multicellular organism development; adherens junction organization. Bases 106 to 2418 code for a protein of 770 amino acids.
CAGGAUACUUAAGAUUGUACACGAGUAUAAAGAAAGAAACACAUUUGGUUUGGAUCAGUCCUGUUCUUCUAUAGAAAAACAAUUGGAAUCCAAAUAUACACCAGAAUGAACCACUACUUCUUGAAAUACUGGAUGUUAAUGAUUCCUCUCCUAUGGCCUUGCCUUAAAGUUGCAGAAACCUUGAAAAUUGAGAAGGCACAGAGAGCAGUACCAUCUCUUGGGAGAGCUAAGCGUGGCUGGGUGUGGAACCAAUUUGUUGUACCAGAGGAAAUGGAUACUAUACAGCAUGUUGGACGGCUAAGAUCUGACUUAGACAAUGGAAACAACUCUUUCCAGUACAAACUACUGGGAACUGGUGAUGGAAGCUUUAGUAUUGAUGAAAAAACAGGUGACAUAUAUGCCAUGCAGAAGCUUGAUAGAGAGAAACAAUCCCUCUACAUUCUGCGGGCCCAGGUAAUAGAUACCACUAUUGGGAAGGCUGUGGAACCUGAGUCCGAGUUUGUCAUCAGAGUUUCGGAUGUCAAUGACAAUGAACCCAGAUUCCUAGAUGAACCUUAUGAGGCUGUUGUACCGGAGAUGUCUCCAGAAGGAACAUUUGUCAUAAAGGUAACAGCCAAUGAUGCAGAUGAUCCUACAAGUGGCUAUCAUGCUCGCAUCCUAUACAACUUAGAACGAGGUCAACCAUACUUUUCUGUUGAACCAACAACAGGAGUCAUAAGAAUAUCUUCUAAAAUGGAUAGAGAGUUGCAAGAUACAUACUGUGUAAUUAUUCAAGCCAAGGACAUGCUUGGUCAGCCUGGAGCCCUAUCUGGAACAACGACCAUAUCAAUUAAGCUGUCAGAUAUUAAUGACAACAAGCCAAUAUUCAAAGAAAGUUUCUACCGCUUCACUAUAUCUGAAUCUGCACCCAGUGGAACAUCUAUAGGCAAAAUUAUGGCAUAUGAUGAUGACAUAGGAGAGAAUGCAGAGAUGGCGUAUAGCAUUGAAGAUGAUGAGUCACAAACAUUUGACAUAAUUAUUGACAAUGAGACCCAAGAAGGGAUAGUUAUACUAAAAAAGAAAGUUGAUUUUGAGCAUCAGAACCACUAUGGCAUUAGAGUAAAAGUUAAAAACUGCCAUGUUGAUGAAGAGCUUGCACCUGCUCAUGUUAAUGCCUCCACAACCUACAUUAAAGUUCAAGUAGAAGAUGAAGAUGAACCUCCCAUUUUCCUCUUACCAUAUUACAUAUUUGAAAUUCCUGAAGGAAAACCAUAUGGAACAAUGGUAGGAACAGUUUCUGCCGUAGACCCAGAUCGAAGACAAUCUCCUAUGCGAUACUCUCUCACUGGAAGCAAAAUGUUUGAUAUCAAUGGCAAUGGAACAAUAGUUACCACUAACCUACUUGACAGAGAGGUCAGUGCUUGGUACAACUUGAGUGUCACAGCUACUGAAACCUACAAUGUACAACAGAUCUCUUCGGCUCAUGUUUAUGUCCAAGUUUUAAACAUUAACGACCAUGCUCCUGAGUUCUCUCAAUUGUAUGAAACUUACGUUUGUGAAAAUGCUGAAUCCGGUGAGAUAAUUCAGACCAUCAGUGCAAUCGAUAGAGAUGAGUCCAUAGAAGAUCAUCAUUUUUACUUUAAUCAUUCUGUGGAAGACACAAACAACUCAAGUUUUAUUCUAACAGACAAUCAAGAUAACACAGCUGUAAUUCUGAGUAAUAGAGCCGGUUUUAGCCUUAAAGAGGAGACUGUUUUCUACAUGAUCAUCUUGAUUGUUGAUAAUGGAAUUCCACCUCUUACAAGCACCAAUACUCUCACUAUACAAGUCUGUGACUGUGGAGACAGUAGAAGCACAGAGACUUGUACUAGUAAGGAACUUCUCUUUAUCAUGGGAUUCAAAGCAGAAGCAAUAAUUGCCAUCGUGAUAUGUGUUAUGGUAAUAUUUGGUUUUAUCUUUUUGAUACUUGCUCUGAAACAGCGAAGAAAGGAGACCCUAUUUCCAGAGAAAACUGAAGAUUUUAGAGAGAAUAUAUUUUGCUAUGAUGAUGAAGGCGGCGGGGAAGAAGACUCUGAAGCCUUUGAUAUCAUAGAGCUGAGACAGAGUACAGUAAUGAGAGAAAGAAAACCACGGAGGAGCAAGAGCGCAGAGAUCAGGAGCCUGUACAGGCAGUCCCUGCAGGUGGGCCCAGACAGCGCCAUAUUUCGAAAAUUUAUCCUAGAGAAGCUUGAAGAAGCAAACACAGAUUCAAGUGCUCCCCCCUUUGACUCACUACAGACAUUUGCUUAUGAGGGGACUGGGUCAUCAGCUGGCUCUCUGAGCUCCUUGGGUUCCAGUGUCACUGAUCAGGAAGAUGACUUUGACUAUCUUAAUGACCUGGGGCCUUGUUUUAAAAGAUUAGCAAACAUGUUUGGUUCUGCAGUGCAACCCGACAAUUAAGGUUUUCCUAUAUCAGCAUGCAAUAAGUAUUAAGGCAUGUUUACACGA